AUGAGGCGGCUCACGAAGAUACUGAUUGCUGUUGGGAUUGCGGUGGUAUUAGUGGCAGUUUUGGUUCUCACUCUGGUAAUUGUUUUGAGGAAGGAAGAAUGGAUUGUCCUUGAAAAAAGCUUCUCUUCCCUCAACGACCAUUGCACACAAGAUUGGAGCGGCAACAGCGACUGGCGCCGACGCCGAUGCAAAAUGCCCCUUAUUUGUGCCCCAGCUAACGACCAGAAGACAGGUUAUUGCCGGUUGCCAUGGAGCGAGGGGGAGGGCAAGAGCUGCGCUGCAUCUGUGCAUUUGUGCUCUACGGGCCUCACCUGCGACCCCUACCUGAAAAUCUGUCGGCGGCUCAUUAGUGUGGGCGGCAGCUGUACUGAGCAGAAUGCGUUCAUGUGCGAGUCGGGUAUAUGUGGCUACGCUGCCACACAAACGGCCCAGGGGGAGCCCCUGGGGGGCCGCCAUUCUCUGUCUAGGUACUGCAUCGUUAAGGACCUUCCCCCAGGGGCUGCAUGCGACCGCUUCCGCCACUGCGUUACCGACUGCCUGCAGUGCGUCCAGGGCAUUUGCAAGCCCGUGCCUUCCCCCCUAGACCAUCAGCAGAUGCUUUUGGAGCAGCAGAAGGAACUAAUGCUGCCUCUAGCCGUCAAUGGGUUUAGCGCAGAGAACCAGCAAACCGAAGUAGCAGCGGCAGACACGCAGCAGCAAGUCACAAGGAACCUGCAGCGCACCAGGGGAGCGAUGGUAGCAGCUGUCGGGAACGAGGCAGCGCAGGAUCGCGACUCCAUGUCGAAGCGGCAGCAGCUUGCGGCUUCAGCAGCAGCAUCUUCAAAUGCAAACAGAGUGUUAGAUGAACAAGCCGUCCGUCAGGCUUGGGAGCAAAGAGCAGCAGAAGCCUCAGCUCUUCUGGGUGAGACCGUCACAGCUGAGGACUUGGCGUCUUUCUUCUCUGUUCCCCGCAACGAGAGCGGGGAGCCCCUAGAGCCACAAGAAGCACUAGAAAAGGAACAGAACGAGACACAUGCUGAAAAUGAGGAAGGGAUCACGGGCCAGCAAGCACUGUGGGGCCCCAGGUCCCAGUAUCAAGCACUGCAGCACCCAGCAGCAGGAAGAGGGACAAUUAUUGACAGGCCGCAGCCACGCCCGCUACUCAACGGCUCCCUUGCCAAAAGGCUCGCGCGGCUGUUCACUGGCGUGUCGUAUGCAUUCACUCCUGAAGAUCAGCAGCAGCAAAUGAGCUUAAUGCAUACACUGGGGGCCCCCGCCUUUGGCUUUCCUUCUGCGCUGCCGCCGCAGCUGUCACACAGCUUGGCUCCUUCCCCUAUUACCACGGGAGGAAUAAAACCCCCCCUAUCGCAGCAUGACGUGUUCGGGACAUCUUCAUUUGGGAGUCCGGCGGCGGGCACCCCGUCUCUGUCUCUGCAGCAGCAGGAGCAGCUGUCAGCGCAGCUGCAACAACUGCAGCAAUUGCAGCAACCGCAGCCGUUCACGUCUUUCGACUCAUCACUAGAAGCAAUGGAAGCUGCUGGGAUGAAAGGCGAAGCAGCACGGCGAGAGCGCGGCAGCUCUGAGGAGGAGGGAGAGGCUCUUGAAGGCUUGGUGUACCCGGGCAUGCAAAACCCUCUUCUCAAUCCUCUGCAGCUUCUAGGGUUUCAACCAAGGCAGCCCACUGGACCACUGCCCCCACCUCUAGGAGCCUCACCCGCACUUAACAUGCAGAGGCAGCCCAUGCCUCCCCGCCUGCCUGGAGUUGUACCUCCUCCGCUGGGUCAUGUUUCUCCGGGCCCUCUUCCACCCCUCAGCAGCGUGCCUUUGGGCGCUUCCGCAUUGGGCGGUACACUCCCGCCACUGCCACUUCACCCAAAAGUGCAGACGCAGCUGCUGCCUUCAGUGCCCUACGCUCCAAACGUGGGGCCCCUCAAUGGCCUACCUAGCCGACUGCCCACGGAUUUCAAAGGCGGCUGUUGGCUGGACCGCUGCUGUGCCUCGCACCACUACUGCUCCUUCCUGCACGCAUCUCAGGGCUGCCAGGCUCGGAAACGUGAAGGCGCGACCUGCGUGGGCGACAGUGCGCGAGAGUGCGAGGACCGUUUGUCUUGCGUAAACGGAGAAUGCAGUCCCUGGUUUACCUCUCGACAUGCCUCAGCUGGGGACCCUAUUGUGCUGACAGACAACGUGGAUCUAGAUAGCGUCUGUGCUCCCUGGCAACGCUUCGAGUACAGCACAAGCGGCCACUCCUCCCAUCUCCCAGGGGGAAUGCCGCCACAGCUGGCGCUGCCUUCUCCCCUGGAAACUCCCAAUCCCUACGGCAACAAUCUGGGGAGAGACAUAGUGCGCACAUUCCGCAAGUUCUCCGGGCGUUGCGUGCCUCUCGAUAAGCGCAGCUGCGUGACAGACAGGGAAUGUUGGGGAGUGGGAGGGUUCGGCUUCUGCGACGUUCGCAGCAAACGGUGUCGCACGCCAUCCUAUCCUGCAUGUCUGUCAAUUCUUAAGGACUUAUACUCUUGUCUGUGGCACGAGGGAAGGUUGAGGGAAACCACAGACGAAUAUAUUGUCACGCACGUGCCCAGAACCCCUCAGUUCAUUCUACAUGAGGCACCAGCCAGCGUUAAUCACGUGCAAAGCAAGUGUAUUCCUUCAGUUGUAAGGGCAAAGAGGGCGGAAUUUGUCAAAUGCGUUCAUGAACAAGGUUUUACGCUGGAGAGGAUCGUCUACGUGCCGGAUGAAUGGUUCCAGGGAUAA
Eimeria necatrix is the source of this 2733-nucleotide messenger RNA. RefSeq lists its product as hypothetical. The record is from RefSeq and is a predicted model, not a curated record. Bases 1 to 2733 code for a protein of 910 amino acids. NCBI's taxonomy places the organism in Eukaryota, Apicomplexa, Conoidasida, Eucoccidiorida, Eimeriidae. The transcript has 3 exons.